CCAACUCUCGAAGCUUCUUGUUUUCUCUUCGCAUCAGGAAACGGAACCCCCCCCCCCCCUUCCUCUCCGUUGUUCGCAUCGCGUCUAGGGUUUAAGGGAAAGUGCGAUGUCGGCACCGUGGUGGGAUUCCGACUGGAAGGACCGCUCUGGGCCUGAGUACCGCGUCCAUGUUGGCAACCUCGCCUGGGGCACCGACGAGCGCUCUCUCAAGGACGCCUUCGCCGACCACGGUCCUAUCGGCGCCGAGAUCGUCUACGACCAGGAGAUGGACAGGUCCCGUGGGUUCGGUUUCGUCAACUUCAACGACCACAAGUCCAUGAGUGACGCCAUCCAGCGCAUGAACGGUCAGGAGCUUGAUGGCCGCAGCAUCACCGUCAACCAGGCCAAUCACCGUGCCCGCAAAUGGAGGGCAUGAACAACUGCUAGGAGGUCACCCACCAGCUUAUGAACUUACUGUGUCGUUUAAGUUAAGUCUCGUGUGGUAGUUCAGUUUAUGGUCGUCAAAUGGAACCUAUCAAGUCUCGUGUAGUAGUAAAGUUUAUGCUCGCCAAAUGAAACCUAUCAAGUGCCGUGUGGUUGUUCAGUUUAUGGUCAUCAUAUUGAAACUACCGACUGUGUGUUGCACAUUGUCCGGCUAUGACUUGUGAUUGUUGAACGUCUAGUAUCGUUUAAUCAGCUGCAGUGUUGAAAUGGAAAUGUUGCUUCGCUUUGUUGUU
Messenger RNA from Brachypodium distachyon (stiff brome), 716 nucleotides. Its product is annotated as glycine-rich RNA-binding protein GRP2A. NCBI's taxonomy places the organism in Eukaryota, Viridiplantae, Streptophyta, Magnoliopsida, Poales, Poaceae. Gene Ontology annotation, molecular function: RNA binding. The transcript has 2 exons. Bases 107 to 415 code for a protein of 102 amino acids. The record is from RefSeq and is a predicted model, not a curated record.